GCUCAGGUAGCAUCACAGCUGAUUUGCUGAUAAGAAGAAUUUUCGUAAACAAUUAAAAGAUAAAGCCACACGAAAAAGUUGAAGACUCACAAAAAAGUUAUGAUGAGUGGCACAAUCCAUGGAUUAAGUUGGUUUCCACAAUUUCCGGAUAAAUUUGUGACUUGGGGACAAGAAAUAAAACUGUAUGAACGCACACAGCACGAUGAUAGUCGGAGAAGUGCUUUACCAAACAUUUCGGCCAAUUUUUUGGCCACAGAAACACGUUACCAAUACGCGCGUUGUGUGCAGCCCUCAUACCACAAGAAUCGGCCUAUUAUCGCUGUCGGCUUGGGUGAUGGCAAAGUAGGCAUAUGUGAUUUUCAUGAGACUGUCGACAACAGCUGGGAGUUCACACCACGACAGCAGCGUAUGUGCCUUUGCCUAGCGUGGAACGAGUUAGACCAUAAUGUCUUGGCUAUAGGACACGAUCGUCAUCGCUCAGACUCGUGCAUCACAAUUUGGGAUAUUGAACGUGGUGUGCCCAAAGAUUCAGUUAGCUUCUUUGGCCACUCCGAAUCCGCACACUCCAUGUGUUGGGACAAAAAUCAUCGCGUACUAAUUGCCGGUGUGAGUCAGAAGCAAAUAAAGCUUUUCGAUUUGAAGCAGGGGAAUACUACCUGUCAGUCCAUACAAACGAAAAUGGUGCACGGACUUGCUGUGGCGCCAAAUGGCAAUUAUCUUUGCUCCUAUUUAGACUCUGUUAUUACACUAUGGGAUUUGCGAGUGCUCGAUCAUCCUUUGAAGAUCAUACAAUCGGGCAAAAAUCAUUUACAACUCAGCUGGUGUCCAACACGCACAAGCUUACUUACCUCACUACAACGUGAGUCGCCCUUCAUUACCCUCUAUGAUAUACGUAGCGUUGAUGCGGAGAGUAGUCGUGAGGUGUACCAUGUCAAGCGCCAAUUGCAGCCAUUCCAAGCCAAAUACUACACCGCUAAUAAACCACCAUUGUUAACCUCACUUUCGUGGCACAAUACGGAUUAUGAGCGUGCUUUGCUGUUGUCGGAACAAGGCAACAUUUUGGAAAUUCGCCUACCGCUCUCGCUACUCACCACCUAUAGCAAUCACAAGAAAUUACCACUUCUGCCACAGCGCCCAUUGGCUAUUGCAAAUUCACCAAUACGUCAAAAUAGCAGUCAGAGUACUUCAUCUUUAACCUCUACAUCCAUACUGAAUUCGGCGCUUAAUUUUGAAAUACUUGAUAAUAAUUUAUCCAAAGAAGAUUUAGUUGAGGAAACUUAUCAGCGUGCUUUGGCCGAUUAUGGCCUAAAAACUGAUAUGCAUGUGGAUAGUUUACCUCUAACACCCUAUUUGAAGAGCGUAUGGCUGACACUUGGUAAUUUAUAUAGAGAGGAACGUUUGACGGGGCUUAAAAGUGUGUUGGGCAUUAAUUUGGGACACACCUCCGAGGCGUUAAUGGCCUCGUCACGCAUUGAAUCACAUGUGUUGCAAUGGCCGGACUUCAUCAAUUCAAAUAAUCUAGUGUGUUAUAGGAGUGAGCAGCGUGACAUUGCGCUGAAACUCUGCGGUUGGGUUUUCGAACAGGAUCUGGAGCGUUUCGUCAAUGGUCUCUGCGACAAUAAGGAAUUCAGUCGAGCUGCGAUGAUUUGCGUUUUUCAUCUAAAAAUCGUUUUCGCUUGUGAUAUACUCUCAAAAGCAGCUGAUCUCUCGCGCAAUUCCAAGGAUCCACACGAUGCAAGCAUGUUUCGUAUAGCUGCGAUUGCCCUGUCCAGCUUCAAUGCAGAUCGUUGCAAUUCCACGUGGCGCAAUCAACGCUCCAAUGCGAACAAACAAAUACAGGAUGCGCAUUUGCGUGCAAUUUUCUCCUUUCUCACCACGGAAAAUGAUAAUUUCGAUGCCGUGUUGACCGAAGACGGUAUCUCGCUCGCUGACCGCGUGGCUUUCGCUUGCAAAUAUUUGUCGGAGAGCAAACUAUCCGACUAUGUUAAGCAAUUGAUACAGAAGUCUAUAGAAAAUGGUGACUUAAAUGGCUUGCUGCUCACAGGCGAAUCAUUGGAUGGCAUAAAUAUUUUACAAGCUUACCUGGAUUCCACCUCAGAUGUGCAAACUGUCGCGCUGAUAGCGGUUAAUUACUUUCAUCGUGAGCAUUUUACCGAUAAUCGCAUACAAUACUGGAUCAGCAGUUAUUUGGAUGACUUGAACUCGUGGGGCUUGUGGGAGAAACGCGCCGAAUUGGAUAUAAAAAUUGAAAAUUUGCGCACUGGCAAACGCGCCACACGCAGCGUCUACCUCUCAUGCAACUUUUGUGGCAAGUCGGUGUCGAACGCGUUGCAGGAGGAUGCGCGCAUGCGCAGCGCCACUUCAAAUGUGAACAAGCUCUCCAGCUGCCCCAGCUGUCGUAAACCCCUGCCACGCUGCUCACUUUGCUUACUACACAUGGGCACCACGCUCAACAUUACGCUACCCAGCGAUUCAACGCAUGAGAGCCUUGGCUGGCAAUCAAAACCAUUCUCCAAGUGGUUCUCUUGGUGUCAAACCUGUCGUCACGGCGGUCACACUGAGCACAUGAUGCAGUGGUUCAAACAAAACUCCGAGUGCCCGGUGAGCUCCUGUACUUGUCGUUGCUUUGAUAUGGACGGCACCAUACCCAAUGACAUAACCGACUAUUCGUAGCUUUAACAAUGAGUUUUACUACAAAUUUUUAGAUUUUCGUGUGAAAUCUUUAAUUAGUUUUAAGUUUAUAUGAAAAUGUAAUGAACGUUAAAAACGUUUUUAAGUUUGACAGAAAAUAAUUAAAAAAAAAAGUAUCAUAAUUUCAUUUU
Bactrocera oleae (olive fruit fly) is the source of this 2822-nucleotide messenger RNA. RefSeq names its product GATOR complex protein mio (gene mio). Gene Ontology annotation, cellular component: cytoplasm. Gene Ontology annotation, biological process: positive regulation of TORC1 signaling; cellular response to amino acid starvation. The record is from RefSeq and is a predicted model, not a curated record. Gene Ontology annotation, molecular function: protein binding. Lineage: Eukaryota; Metazoa; Arthropoda; Insecta; Diptera; Tephritidae.